AUGGUGAUAUCCAUUACUCUCAGCUCUAUGCACGAUUCGCGUAGUGGCACUUACACAUCUCUUCCAUCACCGCCAGGUCAACACUUCCCCGUUGACCCUCGAUAUGCCUCGACCAACGGUGGCAAUCGCUAUCCGCCUUCAUGCCCGCAGCGUCAUCCCGGCUCUAACCCCCCACCGCUUCAGCUGCCUUCUAAGCAUCCAUCGCAAGUUUACCCGCCCCAGAAUAGACACUGCAGCCACGACGAGGAUCAGCGACAGAAUCAGUAUGGUGACUAUAACCCGGAUGCAUACUGUUACUGUCAGAGAGAGCCGCCGCCGAAUGGCUACCCACUCGAUUAUCGCGGCCUCCCCCCAGCUCAUCCACCCGUGUCUGUACGAGGCGGAUCGCCCACCAUGGCACAGCUUCCCCCAAGACGACGCACUUCCAUUGCUUGCAGAUACUGCAGAAAGCGAAAGAUACGUUGCAGUGGCUAUCAGAGCGUUCCCGGUGGUAAAUGUCAGAAUUGCGUGAGAAUGAAUCAGGGGUGUACCUUCCAGCCUGUUUCAUCUUCAAGCACUCUCGCCGUUGUCGCGCUCUCUGUUUUGCAGAGCGGCGGCCCGCCUGGCACGCAGCUUUUCAGCGCCUACGACCGCUCUCUCGCGCCAAGCUCGGGCUCCGGCUUGCAGAACUACCAGCCCCGUGAUGGCGGUCCUCAAUUUGCCCCUGGUUCAUGCUAUAGUUCACUUAGGCAGUCACCAACGGAGCCAUAUGCCUGCUACAGUGAUCUUAGAGGAGAGGACAUCAACCUAGCUGGCAAGCGACUGAGAGAUGUUAUGGAUCGGGACGACGACUGGCGACUACUGGCGCCUCACAGCGCUCAUAAAAAUAGCACUAGGAGGCGAUCACUUGCUGAAUUCUCGAGUCUAAGCAGCCCUGGUGCAGGAUCACAGUUCUGGUCGCCAAGUGAAACUAGCGGCUCGAGCAGCUCCUCGACUCCAGUUCGCCAACCCGGCGUCCAGGCCGCUCUGGCACCAAUUUCGAAAAUGAGCUUGAGCUAUCUGGUAGAUAAGAAUGACUAUUGA
Molecule: messenger RNA, 1062 nt
Organism: Cordyceps fumosorosea ARSEF 2679
Lineage: Eukaryota; Fungi; Ascomycota; Sordariomycetes; Hypocreales; Cordycipitaceae
Product: Zn(2)-C6 fungal-type DNA-binding domain protein
Exons: 2
Coding region: 1-1062 (353 amino acids)
Biological process (GO): regulation of DNA-templated transcription
Molecular function (GO): DNA-binding transcription factor activity, RNA polymerase II-specific; zinc ion binding
Source: RefSeq, a predicted model, not a curated record